CCGAGCGCGCCCGAAGCGGAGCCGAGCGGGCGCGAUGGCGGCGACGCCGCCGCCCAAGCCCUGGGAGUCCCGGCGCCUGGCGGGCACCGCGCCCGCCUUCCAGUCUGCUGACUUGGGUGACAACAUGCUGACCAGACCCGGACAACCCGCCGUGGCACGGAUACCUCCACCCAUUUUGCCAAGACCAUCCCAGCAAACAGGAAGCAGCAGUCUGAGCACCUUCAGGCCAGCUUAUAGUGGUUCUUUCUCUCCAGCCUAUGGUUCAUAUGGAACCUCUUUCUAUGGAAGCUACAGCCCUUACAGCUACGGAUACGGUGGGCUGGGGUAUAACCGGUUCUGUGCCGAUGGCCUUCCCCCCAGCAGGUUUGUGCAGCAGGCUGAGGAGAGCAGCAGGGGGGCUUUCCAGUCCAUCGAGAGCAUCGUGCAUGCCUUUGCCUCGGUCAGCAUGAUGAUGGAUGCCACCUUCUCAGCUGUCUACAACAGCUUCAGGGCUGUGCUGGACGUGGCCAACCACUUCUCCCGCCUCAAAAUCCACUUCACCAAGGUGUUUUCGGCUUUUGCUUUGGUGAGAACUAUAAGGUACCUCUACCAACGGCUGCAGCGGCUGCUGGGGCUGAGGAACAGCUCUGAGAACGAGGAUUUGUGGGCUGAGAGUGAGGGCAAAGUGGCUCGUGUCGGCCUUGAAGACAAGAUGGGAAACUCUGCAAAGUCCUGGCCCAUUUUCCUGUUCUUUGCUGUUAUAAUGGGAGGGCCCUACCUGAUUUGGAAGCUGCUUUCUACAUACAGUGAUGAAGAAACAGUGUCCAGUAACUGGGCUAGUGGAGAAGAUGACCACGUAGUUGGAAGAGCAGAAUAUGAUUUCAAUGCUCUCUCAGAAGAAGAAAUUUCUUUCCGUGCUGGUGACAUGCUAAAAUUAGCACCCAAAGAACAGCAACCCAAAAUCCGUGGUUGGCUCCUGGCCAGUUAUGAUGGCCAAACAACAGGACUUGUGCCAGCUAAUUACAUCAAAAUCCUGGGCAAAAGAAGAGGUAGGAGAACAGUGGACCUGGAAAAGAUUCCUGAGCAACGUCCAGCCUUUCCCAGCACACCUGGUGGAGGAGCCACUGCUGCUGUGACUUUGGAGGAGCAGGAAGCUGCUUUUGAAACUGUUUUUGCUGGCAGUAAUAAAGUUCCCGUUGCAUCCGACUCCGCUGUGGGCAGUGGAGAGAAACAGGAACUCUGAUGCACUUUGAUCAACAAAGCAACUGAACUGUGCUUUACUGAUGCAACUUUAGGGACUGCUGGAAAUGUGGUUUGUAGUGGAACACUGAUGGGCACGCACCAGUGAUUGCUGCUACUGGCUGGUGAAGGGGUGGAGAAGUGAUUGCUCCAAUCUGUACUAUUUAUUUUUGACUCAUCUGAGGCUGUACAUUAGUGAUUCUGUCCAACCACCUGGCAGCCACUCCUGAGAGCUUGAGAUAAGGAGGGUUGAAGCAUUUAUAACAAAGCAAACAAAGGAAAACAAUAGGGACUGCCCUGUUAAAGAGACAAACUGUUGGUGAAAUGGGGGAUUAACACCCAGUCCCCAUUAGAGUAUUGGCUUGACAGGAGGCCCCUUCAAUGGAUGUGCAAAGGGAAGAUUCAUUUCUGUGAGGUGUCCUCCAAAACUGCACACUGAGGGCUGUGCAAAAGUAAUGGCACAUUGUUUCCCUCUGAAAGGUGGGAGAACUGCAAGAGAUUUAGGAGACCCAAUUGAAUGGUUACAAGUUUUAAAUUACUGUCAUAAAGAGUUCAGCUCUUAGAAAAAAGGGAUUUGUGAGGAAGGGAGGAGAAACGAGUUUACAGGGGAAGAGCAGUGAGGCUUCACCAGUAGUUCUAAGCAGUUCUAUUUUGUUUAUUAAAAGGAAUUUGAAUAAAGGGUAUUCUGCAGUCAGGCACUUAUUAGUUGUCACUCCCUUCUGUGAUGAACUAACUUUGCAUCACACUUGGCCAUUUUGUGUUGUAGCCUGUUAGCUGCCCAUCCAUAGUCCACCACCUGCAUCUCCACUUAUUUCUGCUCUUCAUUGGUUUUAUAUGAAUGUCAAAAUACCUCUCCUGCCUUUUAGUGCAGAAGGAAAGCAUUGCUUUGGGGGAAGUUGAAAGGAAUUGGAGCAGCAAAGAAAAAGUAACAUUUCUUGCUUAAUUAUCUCGGCAAAGGAAGGUCUUGGAGUUGGACAAACUCCCUGUGCUGCCUUUCAGGUGGUAAAUUUUGCAUCUGCCCAUAACAUUUGAGGGCUCCAGUUUAUCAAAAGCCAUAAAAAUAUUCAGACUGUUCAGAGUAUUUAGUAUUUUCUUCAUAUUGGUGUUUGAGAAUUCUGUCCUGAAAUACCAUUCUGUUAUUUUUUUUUUUUGUUAAAUGAAGCAAAGGUAAUUAAAACAUUUUUCCUCGUAGUAUGGAUGUAUUACAUGUUGAACUUCUGAAGGUCACAUCAAUGGAUUAAAUAACUCGAGUUUGUCUUAAUCAUUAAAAUAGCUUUUUUAGUUAAAGGUUCUCAAAAGUAUAAGUAGGGAACAUACCUUUGAGUAGUUCCAGUUUGACCUACUGAGAUCUUCCACACCCAUUAUGUGUUAGCAAAGCUUUCAGUUUUGAUUGCAUUUGCUGGCCUUGAGUUUGUAGAAGUCUGCUCACCACAACAAAACUCUGAAGUGAGCACAAUUUUCAUGAGGUAGAGUGGCUGAAAAGACAGAUAUCAUGCUGGAACCUUGGAUUUUUAAAGUAAUCUCUGAAUGCCUGUUGUUGGUAGAGCAAGAAUUUUAAGUGGUUGUGCUCAGGUAUUGGGAGAUGGUGAUUUGAAUAAUUUAUACUAAAUUUUUAGAUUUUCAGGUGCAGAGUAGUUAAAGGGCAAGUGAGAAACUUGGAACUAGUUUUAAUAGGCCUAAAACAGAACAUGGUCCUGAGAUGUUUCCCUAUGUACCAGGCAUAGAAGAAAAUUAUCCAUAUUUGGAAAUCCUAUCUGCUGUUGCAGUGAAAACAGCAGAAAAAAUUCUGAAAUGUAAAAUCUAGAGAGGAAAAAGGGGGGGAAGGAGUAGAAAGAGUUCAGUUCUGUUUGCAGUGUGUAUCCCUGGAGGGAAUUAAUUUGCUGUAUGAGGUUUAAUUAAUGGACUGUCAGCCUCUCUUGUGUCAGUGAAAGAUUUCAUUCAGAGGAAGAGUCUUUAAAUAAAUUAAUAAAUAAACCCCUAACUUUUUUAUUGUAGAGUAUCCAUUUAAGUAGAUUUUUUUUGUUUUUCUGUUUUCUGGCUCACAACAAGAUGAAGACAGUGCCAUGAUGGAUGUUUGUGGGAAUGUUUAAAUCUUACUGAUUUUUAGUAAGAUGAAUUUAAUUUCUCUUUCAGGUCAUACUAUUGAAAACAGUUAUUUUAGUAGGAACAUGGAUUAUUCAAAACUUAACUGACUUUUCCUUACAGUAGUUUGACUUAACCUACCAGUCACUAACUGUCAUCAUUGUAUCUGUUAAAUCUCAACAGGAAUUUUAGUCCUUUCAAUCUUGCAAUUACUUUCAUUGGAAAAAGAGGCUCUAAGGAAAUUAAGUUACUUAUUUUACUCCCAAUUAAUUGUACUGAUUGCAGGAGGGUAUUAAAGUUUACUGAAGUAAAGUAUAUACUGUCCUUUAAGGUUUUGGUUUUCUUUUUUUUAAUGCACAAAGUAGUAUCAGGUUAAAAAAAAAAAAGUGAGUCCUACAAUUCAUUGUCUGUUUUUGUCCAUGUGUCAGGCCACAGAAAAAAACCACCUAAAUGAACCCUGAGUGGAAAAGGAAGGCUGGUGGACAGGCUGCUCAAGACUUACCCAACUUUAGGAAGGGGAGAAGACUGAAAGGAGCAGGUGUGGCUGCACCAGGAGUGUGUGGAAGAGGAAAGCAGAAAAGAGAGGUUGAAAUAUUGCUUAACUUCUGCAUUAGGCAAUCAGCUCUUUUUUUUUUUUUUGGAGGUCUGCACAUACUAAGUUAGCUUUAUGUUGUUCUUUGGAACUGCUUAUAUUCUUGUAGCAGACCUGAAAGUCUGGAACAGAACAUUUUUUUAUAUAAGGUUUUAGUUUAUUCUUCCUUUAGUCUUAUUGAUGCUGUUUAUCAACCACUUUCUGCUUGAACACUGUGAGCUACAGGUGCCAGUUCUGAGUGCAAGCAGAACAUGAACAUACACAUGCUCAAAAAGGUUCCUGAGUAAUAAAUUUAAAAUACUCUGUUCGUCUGGGAAAACUUAAUAAAUUGCCCACUUUUGCA
Molecule: messenger RNA, 4235 nt
Organism: Pipra filicauda (Wire-tailed manakin)
Lineage: Eukaryota; Metazoa; Chordata; Aves; Passeriformes; Pipridae
Gene: PEX13
Product: peroxisomal biogenesis factor 13
Exons: 4
Coding region: 35-1222 (395 amino acids)
Biological process (GO): protein import into peroxisome matrix, docking
Cellular component (GO): peroxisomal membrane; peroxisome; peroxisomal importomer complex
Molecular function (GO): protein binding
Source: RefSeq, a predicted model, not a curated record